CCUUGCUGGCUCUUCGAAAGUACGGUUGCUUGACCGUGUUACGAUGGUGCUUAUUGAGGAAGUAGUCGAGGAACCAGUUGAGCCUGUGGUCAAGGGCAUUGUCGAGGACAAGCCCACACUGAGCAAAGGUUUCUUCGAAAAGGCAAAAGAAAAGCCUCUAUAUGGACCUGAAGGCUCCUCUGAGGGCAAGGUGGAUCCCAACACUCACAAGGCCCAUACAGAACACAAGCUGAACCAGGAUCUGACUGCUGGCAUGAACCGUGGUGCCACGGAGAACAAUGGCAUUGAAAGACCGCCCUGGUAUACGAAAGAGUGGCCUAAGGACUGCCAGUACAAUUCACCUGGCUGCACGCUGGAAGAAAUGGAGACCUCCAACCACAAGUCGGACAUUCACAAGGACAUGGUGAGGAAUUGCAACAGGUGGCAUGAAUCCUUGGCCCCAGGAGUCACAUCAAUGCGCUUCAGUUUCUUGCACGCGACUGAUGAGGAUCUGACAGAAGUCAUUGAGAAACUGAAGGACAACCAGGACGUCACUGAGCUGGACUUGUCUCACAACAAAAUCAAGGAUUCGGGGAUCCAGGCACUGGUGGCGGCGCUUGCUGCUGGAGCAGCUCCCAAGCUUCGUGAACUCAAGGUGUACAGUAACGAGUUCGGACAGCUGGGGGAGACGAUGCUCACGCAGGGCCUUCCAGUCUUCAGAAGAGACCUGAAGGUCGAGUGGCAAGAACCGAGUUGGGCGAAGCUUGCCCGAGAGGAGGCGCAGGGCUACAACUCACAAGCACCUCCAGUUGCAGCUAACUGAGCUUGACCUGUCUCGGAUGCAUUCACCUGUCCUGGCUGCGAACCAGCUGCUAAGCGGACGGGUGAAGACGUCCUUGUUGCAUGCAAAGACCAGAAAUGCAUGACUGCCCAGAAUGAAA
Molecule: messenger RNA, 920 nt
Organism: Cladocopium goreaui
Lineage: Eukaryota; Dinophyceae; Suessiales; Symbiodiniaceae
Source: the annotation of a GenBank genome assembly